Lottia gigantea (owl limpet) is the source of this 2080-nucleotide messenger RNA. RefSeq lists its product as hypothetical. The coding region runs from base 90 to 1346 and encodes 418 amino acids. The record is from RefSeq and is a predicted model, not a curated record. The transcript has 13 exons. Gene Ontology annotation, molecular function: phosphatidylinositol binding. Gene Ontology annotation, cellular component: early endosome. Lineage: Eukaryota; Metazoa; Mollusca; Gastropoda; Lottiidae. Gene Ontology annotation, biological process: intracellular protein transport; signal transduction.
GGGGAGUGUGCGAUUUAAUUCUUUACGACGAAAUUCCGAAGAUUUUCCUGCCUCAGCGUUACUAGAAAUCACAGAUCGAAUGCGCAGUCAUGCAUUUUUCCAUCCCCGAUACAGAGGAAUGUAAAGACGAGGGCGGUACGGCCUUCACGUCAUACAAUCUAUACAUCAAUGGAGUUUAUCAUUGUCAACUUAGAUACAGACAGCUUCAUCAAUUUCAUGAACAGAUGAAGAAAGAGUUUGGUGUUCAGAAUCUGCCCCAGUUCCCUCCUAAAAAACUUCUGUCUCUGUCUCCAUUACAAAUAGAGGAGAGAAGAAGCAUGCUGGAACGUUAUGUACAAUUACUAAGUCAAGAUGUCAAGAUUUGUAACAGUGAUAUUUUUAAUGGAUUUUUACUGAACGCACAACAGGAGACUCAGAAAGAGGCUCCGGAGAAAGUUACGCUAAAUGUAUUUUUAAUGAAUGGUCAUAAAAUUACAGUGAAUAUCAACUCGACGGAUCAAACAGAUGAUGUUUUAGAGUGUGUAGCAGGUGAAAUUCACAUCCCUGAUGAUUUUGUUUAUUAUUUUGGUUUAUAUUUAGUGAAGAAAGAACAUGGUGGAGAAAAUUCUAUUGUUAGAAAGUUACAAGAAUUUGAAUCACCGUUUAUUUCAUUACGUUCAGCUAAUAAAGACUGCGUUCAUAGAAUAGUUUUACGUAAAAGUUAUUGGGAUUCAAGUUUUGAUGAUGAGUUGUUAGAUAACAAAAUUACCAUGAACUUACUCUAUGUACAGACGUUAAAUGAUAUAGAAAGACAGUGGAUUUUAGCAUCAAAAGAUCAAGUGAAACAUCUUGCUUCUUUACAGGAACGUGGAUCAAAAAAAGAGUAUGUAAGAUUUGCUAGAACAUUACGAUAUUACGGCUAUCUACAGUUUUUACCGUGUUUCACUGAUUACCCCAAACCAAACUGUCGUGUUUUGAUAGCAGCUGGAAAUAAAGAAUUAAAUUUUAGAAUUCAAGUUGAUGAUGAGAUAAAAGAGGGUAGUUUUAGUAUAACUAGAAUGAGGUGUUGGAGAAUUACUACUACUUUGUCAGAUGAUGAGAAUGGUAGUACAGGAAGUUCACGGAAACAGAAAUUAGAAUUAUCCUUUGAAUAUUUAAUGUCUAGAGAAACGUUAAAAUGGGUGACGAUUACCAGUGAUCAGGCAAUGUUGUUAAGUAUGAGUCUACAGAAUAUGGUGGAUGAAUUACUGAUGAAGAAACAGGCUAGAAAAUUGAAACGAGAUAAAUUAACGAAAGGUGGAAAAUCUGCUGAAAAUGGUGUCACAGAAAAUAGUGUGUUUGGUGGAAUCGGUGAUGAUGAUUUGUGAUUGGUUGAUUUGUAUUGAUGAUGCAAUUUGAUUGGAUGAUUGUUCUGAUUUGAACCAAUCAGUACUUGCCAAUGAGUUUCUAAAACAUUGCCUCAAUUACAUUCUAUAUUUGAAUCAAUUUGAUUGGAUGAUUUCAUUGAAUGUUGACCAAUAGUAAUGAUUUGUUGAAAUUUGAAUGGUGAGACGAUGAAAGGAGAGUUAUUACAAGGGGUAUCACAAUCGAAGUAUUCUAGAUUUUUAAAACUUACUUGCCAUAGAAUAAUGACAGUAAUUAUGACAACUGUUAGAUGUCCUGACUCUUGUGUAUAGUUGUCAAUAAUGGAAGUGGUCAUGACUUCCCGAACACAAUUUAUAUCUUAGUUACAUGAGAGUUGCGUUCGUAACUUAUAACCACUAUUCUUAUAUACAACUAUACACAACUAGUGAUCGCUAUAGUCUGAAGACUGAAUCUGUAUUGUAGCAACACUAAAUAUUAUACUUUAUCACAAUGGCUAUUUAUACUGUCAUGAUGAGUGUUCUCUAUGUCUGCUAACAAUGAUACGGUACAUUGGGCAAGCUAGUUUUCGUGGAGUUUUUUAAGCAUGAAGUCAUUUUGAUUGUCAAGAAUGAUAUUAAGUAACUUUGCUAGAGUUAGGUAGGGAUGGCUAAAUGUUUUUUAAUGCCCAUUUCUGUACCAUCACAGUGCCAAUAGGCACAGCCUUUCUUUUUAUUGAUCAAAAAUAUUAUUUUAGUAU